UGUUGAAUAAAAGUGAGUUCGGAGAAUAAGAGGGAAACCAAUAAUGAGAAAAGAGAAAGAGGGCGGGGAAGGAAGGCUUCACUGUCUACACUAGAUGAGAUUUUGUUCCCCAACGAUUAACGAAGCUUGAUUGAAGCUUUCACCCUCAUUCAAGCACUUGGUUGUUUGGGAAAUGGCUGAGAGAGAACAGCAGCACCAAAGUGAUGCACAGAUGCAAUCUCCAAAGGAUGAGAUGGUGGCAUGUGUGAUGGCAUUGGAGGCUGCUUUGCUUCCAUGCUUGCCUGCCAGAGAGCUUCAAGCAAUAGACCGUUCGCCGCACCCGUCUCAUCAGAUUGAUGUUGAGAGACAUGCCAGAGAUUUUAUGGAAGCUGCCAAAAAGCUUCAGCUCCAUUUUAUUGGUCUGCAACGUGAGGAUCUGCUCACGAAUGCUGAAAAACUCAGAAAGGAGAUUGCUGUGAUGGAAGAGGAGUUGAAGGUAAAGAAUGAGAUUAUCAAGAAGAAUGAAAGGUUAAUCCAAGGGUGGAAAAAGGAGCUGAAAGACCAAUUGGACAGACACAAUACUGAGCUCGAGAAAGUGUAGUUACUUAACCAAUAGAUAUGUCAUCCCAUCUUAUGGUAGAUCAUUUGGUAGCUUAGCAAAUGAAUGCUUUUUUUCCCAUCCUAUUUCCCGUAUAAAUUAUGAUCAGUUGCAUCCAAAUUGGCUAGAGAAUUUUGCUGAUUCUACGUUUGGCUUUGUUGGCAGCUGUUUUUCGAUUGCUUCUUUUA
This is a messenger RNA of Rosa rugosa (rugosa rose), 765 nucleotides long. RefSeq names its product mediator of RNA polymerase II transcription subunit 28-like. Gene Ontology annotation, cellular component: mediator complex. Bases 173 to 580 code for a protein of 135 amino acids. Lineage: Eukaryota; Viridiplantae; Streptophyta; Magnoliopsida; Rosales; Rosaceae. The transcript is spliced from 4 exons. The record is from RefSeq and is a predicted model, not a curated record. Gene Ontology annotation, biological process: regulation of DNA-templated transcription.